AUCGGAAGUUGAUCUUGUUGACAACGGGAGAAGCCAAUUUCGGGGUUACAAUGUAUUGUUCAAUGUUGAUUUAGGUCUGAGUUCGUGUACAAGUUGCACUUUGUUUAGGCAGGACAUUGACAUUGAUAGGAUGCUUACUGCUAACCCCUAGUGUGGCAUGACAAAAUGCAAUCAUUCAGAGAUGGGGAGAAAGAAAGUUACAGUAUGAAUGAUUUUGGACCUAAACACAGCACACCUAUUAAGGCUCGAAGCUACAAACAGCAGUUUUCAGAUUAUGGAUCUCCCGUCUCAGUCAGCACACACAAGGUCGUUUCCAGGGCAAUGCCAAAUACAGCUGCCCCUCAGCGUGGAACAUUAGGAAGUAUUCCUGACUAUGUCACCCACACUACAACCCAGGACAGCUCAUUAGAUACAAGCCCAAUCUCUACCAGAAAAGUGUCACAAUUGGCAGCAUCUCAUGAGAGGGAUGAACAAAAGGAGGCCAGCUAUGAAAGAUGCAGAUCAUACACUGUGUCGACCUCUUAUGACUUGCCUAACAACAAAUGCAACAGCAAUGUUGAAAAGGAGAAGUCUUAUAAUACUGUUAUGCAGAAACAGGGCGGAACAUGGUUUGUCUCACCAACAAACAAUCUUGGACACCUAGGUGAUGGCAGUGCUGUCAACAAUAUGUCUGCUAUGAGAAAUGACACAUUGGCUUGGAGCCCUGGGUCCUCAGCAGCCCUUCUAGAGCAAGACAUCAUCAACAAACAGCGGCAUGAGAUACAGAUACUUAUGGAAGAACUGGGCACCCGUGACCAGGAGUUAAACGAUCUAGUAACAUCCCACCAAAAGCAGGUACAGGCCUGGGAGGCAGAGAGGGAGAAGUUCUUGUCUCUACAAAUGAGGCUUCGUAAUUAUGAAGAAGAGCUCAUGAAGAAUGACAGGCAGUUGAAAGAAAAAUUAAAAGAGAUGGCACUGGUCAGUGAGCAGAGAGAGGCUGAUGCCUUAGAGUUUAAAAGAACUCAAGAUGAAAUGGAAAAGUUGGCAGAGAAAAUCAGUGAAAAUUCUCAUUACAUACAAGAAAUGGAGUAUCAGAAUAAAAGUUUGAAGAAUACAAUAAAAGAACUAAUGGUAGAACAACACAAUAGAGAGAGGAGAGAACAAGAAUUGAUGAAAUCAAUAGAUGAUAAGGACAAACUUCUGUCAGAGAAGAAAGUUGAAAUCAACCAGCUCAAGGAUCAUGUUAAGUUCAUUGAAACCAGAUGUGAAGAGCUGGAGGAAAAAAAUAUCAAUAUGGCGGCUGAAAACAAUUCUUGGAAGAGAAAGUACUGCCAAGCAAAAGAUGAAGCUGACAGACUUUUAGUUCUAAAUAGUGAGAAAGAAGAAAACAACCAGAAGAUGACUCUCCAACUGCAGGAAUCACUUCAGCAAGCUGUAGCCCUCCAGAAAGCAUUGUUUACUAGCUGUGAAAGAGAAAAAUGUAAAGAAGAAGUGAUGUACUCUCUGAGGAAGCAACACAAGCGAACCAUGCAAGAGCUGCAAAAUAUACGAGAGCUUUACGAUCGUCAGAAUCGAGACCUUACUCUGUAUCACUUGAGUGUGAAGGAGAAAAAUGAUACGGAACUGGGGAAAAAAGAAAGUGAGCACAAGAAGAAGCCUGAGGACAUUGAUAAAGUCAACAAGAAGGACAGAGGGGAUAAAAAUAUGAGCUCCCAUAAAGAUCGGAUCCACUCUAGCGCCCAUGAUAGUGAAGAUAGUGCGACUUACCUAAUAAAAAAUAAGAAGAACAAAGCAGAUCGAAGUCAUGAAGAGGAUGGUGAUAAUGAAAAUGCAGAGAGCCCAUCCUAUCAGACAGAGACCUUUACACGUUCCACACGCCACACCACCCGAUGUUACAAUGUGGCCACUACCACCAGUAGCACCACACAGUUGUCAGAGGACAGAGACAGUUCAGCCUCUAGGUCAAGGCCAAGCACAAGCUUAGGAAUAAGCAAUACCUCAACUUGGGGCUCAAGUAGUAUUCAGAACUCAUCUAGGCACUCUGUCAACAAAAAUAUGCGCAGCUGUUCAGACCCAAGGCCAUGCAGCCAGAAGAGGUUGACAAGGUCAAGAACCACAUCCCCCAUCUUGACCCGCUACCCCAUUAAGUACAGAGAUAAGCACCAUUCCAGCUCAAGGUCAAGGCCAAAAAGAAGAUCCAGAAGCAUGACAGAGGCCAAGAUGGAAGAGAGCUGCUGCUCUUCCCCAGGAAGUCGUCUCUCUACAUUACAAUAUGAUGACGAUGGAUUAUCUCCAGCUGACAGUGACGGCAUGUGCCACGAGUUAAAGAGAGAUAUCACUAAAAUUUGUGUUGAAGCCUUUGAUAUCAGUCCCCAAUCAGAAAAGAACAAGACAUCCCAAGGGGCUAAACAUGCUUCAUCAAAGCAGUUUCCAUCUGCAAUGCUCAACCCACAAAGAAGUAGCUUUUUGAAGAAGGAAAGAGUGGAGAAAAGAAUUUCAUUCAGUGCUGAUGAUGAGGAGGAUACAGUAGCUACUGCACUCAGUACAUCAAAGAAAUCUUUAGAGCUUUGCACUCAAAAAGAAAAAGGAUCUCUACUUCGCCCAAAUGCCCAAGGAGAUUGCAUCAUAUCCCCCACAGCAAUUGAAAAUGAGUGCUCCCAUAAUUCUCCACAGGUUGUGGAUGAGACCAGUGCCCAAAAACCUUCUUGUGAGCAUAAAAAGUGUUCUCCACGCUACAACUGCUGCAAAUGGAAAAGCAAAGAGAUUAAACCUCACUAUCGUAGAUCUGACAAAAAGUCCUGUUGCAGUUGGAAAUCACAAAAACCUUUAUUGGAUGAAAGCAAACCUUCUGAAAGCAGUCCAGUGACCAAAAAAUGUCAGAAGCCUGAUCAUCAGCACUUUAAGAAAUGUACGGAAGAAACAAAGCCACCACUGAAAGACUCAAAGCCACCCAGUCAGAAAAUCCAGAAACCAGACAAAAAAUCUUCAAAAAAUCAAUGCAAAACUAUCAAAUCAAAGCCGAAGGAAGAAAAGAAUCAGUCAACUAAUGGUAAUCCAAAUUCACCUUCUAUGGAUGAAUCAGAAUUUAAAAAAAGAAAUUUCUAUGAGGAAAGUCAACCAAAUAACAAAAAAAAAGAAACCAAUGAAGCAUCACCAGAGAGCAAGCCAACCCCAUCUCCUGAUCCAGCUUCAGCUACUGAAAUACACCCAUCAGACUCUCAGCCAACAACAUCUAAAAAAUCUUUUCUUGAAACCUACCAGCCAUCUUUUCAUGGGCUGAGGCGUUCAAUAAUUGAUUUUAUUUAUCCUCCAUCUGAGGAGUCAGUAACUUCCAAAAAAGAAGAUGAAAAGGAGGCAACACAUGGCAAAAUUUCUUCUAGAAAACUGAUUUCUUCCGAUAGUGAGAAUGAACCUUCAAUUUCACCAAUCAAAAGUUAUCAAAAUUCACAUAAUAUUGAGCAAAGGAAGUACUCUGAGAAAAAAUAUUCAGAGGCAUAUGAUAGCUCAGACAACAAUGAAAGUAAUGUAGAAGUUAACAGGCAGUCUACUAGAGAGCAUAAAACUUCUGGUCAAACAUCUGAUUUCAAAAUAAACCAACCUUCUAGAGAGCAAAAUGUUUCGGAGCAGCUUAUAGGAUCUCAGCAAGCAUCAGGUGUAAUGAACGAACAGAAAUUAAGUACUAUGAAGGAACAGAAACCUUCUGAUCAAUUAACACCUUCCAUUAGCAAUAGAGUUUCAUAUUUAUCUCCUCCUCCCAAAUCUUCUUUCAGUGAACGCAGAACCAAUGAAGUGAGCAGCAAAAAAGUCAGUAACACCUUUCUAGAGAGUGCCCCUUACAGUGAGAAGAAAGGCUCUGAUUGCCACAUAGGCAAAAAGAACAUUCCCUCAAAUUAUUUUGAAGAACAAUUGCUUUACAAUGAGAAUUUUAAUAUCCAGGGAGAAACUGAUCGCCAAGUUAACAUUGAUAAUGGCAUGCUGACAAUAUCCAAUGACCAGAGGCAGAUUAGGAAUGAGGAAGAUCUUGAAGAAGAAAUGAUCACAUUUUCUGAUCAGAAGCAGAGAAGGAAAUCUGAGGAUAGAGUAAUUAAUGAACGAAGAAUUUCAUUUGUCGAGCAAAGAUCAAGCUUUAUGGGUAACAAGCCCACAUUGAGAGACAGCAAUACAUCUCCUUUUGUUAUGGUUUCUCCUACAGUCAACCGAAAGUUUUCUAAAAACAGCGAUCAGGAAUACAUACCUAAGAAAACAAUUAAAAAGUCUAGUGAUGAAGUACUGGCAAAAAAUACUUCAACCCCAAUCUCCAAGCACCUUUUCUCUAUAGAUGAAGAUACCAUUAGUAUUGAUGUGUCUCCAGAUGGUGGAAAAACAAAAGUUUUUUCUUACUCCAAAAGCAGUAUUCCAGCCAGAUAUUCACAAGAUGUUGAUUUAGAUGAGACAGGGCCCAUUGGAAGUUUACCACCAUCAAAAAUAUAUACUUUCUCCAACAAAAGUGUUCAAGAUACUUCAGGAAAAUUUUUAAAGGAUAUUAUUAUGGAUGAGAUAGAACCUAUGGAGAAUAGAUCAAAAGUGUAUACAUUGUCUAACAAAAGUCUUCCGGCUACUCCAAAAUCAUCCAAAAAUGUUUCUUUGAGCUUUACAGUACCAAAGGAAAGUGUACGGUCAUCUAAAAUGUUUCCAUUCUCUGACAAAAGUAUUCAAGGUUCUUCUUGUACAUUUUCAAAGGAUAAUGAUUUUGAAGAGACAGAACCUAUAGGCAAUAUACCAACUUCAAAAGUCUUUUCAUCAUCAUCUAAUAAACAUUUUGUUGAAGAGCCCUCUCAGCAUUUAUUUAGUGUUUCAAACAAAAGUGUUGAGGUAGUUCCCAGCAAAAUGUCACGUUCUGUAAGCUGUGAUAUAAAGGAACAGCCCUCCAAUAUGCAGCCAACUAGCGUGUAUUCAAAUAAAAGUGUAGAGGUCUCUCCAAGCAUGUACUCUCGUGGAGCAAGUGCUCAAAACUUUUUGGAUACAUUAAAAUAUGAGUUGCAAGAACCAGCAAGGAGAAAAGGAUCCUCUAAAAACUCCAUCAUGUCGCUUCGUCGACCAGGAUCCCCUGGACAGAAUGUGACCUAUUUAAAAGAGUCCCCUAGAAGUGGCAAGUGCUCAAAGAUUUGCUCUGGCUCUGAUGACAGCCCAGUCUUGGAAAUUUCACCUGUCACACUUGUGAACUGUGCCCCAUUGAAAGAAAAACAAAAAAGUAAGAGUUCAGCACCACUUUCUGGUUUUUUCUUGAAGAAGAGUAAAAAGAUGAAGAUCACUGUUCAGUACUCAGAUGAUGAACAUAAAGAUUCAUCAGAUGAAAGCUCACAAUCUGAAACAUUUUCAGUGCAAGAGGAUAGUGAUGAAUAUAAAACUGCAAGCAGGCCUUGCAGCAGAUGCAAGAAAAAACAAGCCAAACCUUGCAAAUGCUGCCAUGCUCGGCACCCCAAACUAAAAUCAGAACCUUUUAAGCACCAUGGGAUUUACUCUUGCAAAGAUAAGCUAAUGUUACCAGCUAACGAGACAGACUACAGAGAAAGAGCAAUCAGAACUGGUGGUAAGUCCAGCCUCCACAAGGGAGACAAGUUCAGCUUUGAAAAGAUGUUGCAAAGAAACCCCGUCUGGGGACAUCAAAAAUCAGUUUAUGGUCUGGACUGUGGUCCUGGUGACAAAGACUAUCUUGAAACUGGCUUGGGGUUGUCCUCCUUUAAAUACUCAGGAACAAGAGUUGAUCCUUUUCUGGCACAACACAUGUAUAGCAGCAAGGUCAGCUCAACCUGCUUGCCACAUGAUGUUGGCAUUUAUCUAUCCCAGCACAGGAAACUUUACUGCAACAACAACAGGUCGCAGGACAGCCAAUCAGAUGAGGGCUCAGAUAUUGCUCAGGAAUUGGGACAGAAGGUGGACAAGCUAGAUUUGGUAUUGGAUGUCCCAAAUGAACCUGGUAUAAAUACCAGCAUUGACAAAGUGCAAAGCUUUAGUCACUCCAAACAGAAUGUCUUCUCUGAAAACAUCCCCAUGGCAACGGAUGACCAAACUAAACUAAACCCAGUUAAUGAAGCACCAGACAGAGAAAUGAGAGAUUAUUUUUAUACUGAAACUGUAAGCAGCGCUUGUUCCUUGCAUAAUUGUAUCCAAAAAGAUAAAACCAACAAUAGUGCCAACAUGGCCAAACCUGAUGAUGGCAUUGACAUUGCCCAAUUGCAUCCAUCAAAACCUUUUAUAACAUUCAGGGGGCCUUCUCUCUACAAGCAUCUCUCGCAAAUCCAUUUCUCAGAGAAAUCAAAUAGAUAUGAGUGGGUCAAGGGAUCUGAGUGCUUCAGCAAAGGUUAUGCUACUAACUUGUAUAACUAUUUAACAGAAUUAAGAGUAAUCCAUGCACAUUCCCAGGGGUCAAAUAAGACAAUGUGUGCUGAUGGUGAGAUGUCGGAUAAAUCUCCAGACUCAGGACAUCACAGUUUAAGUGGUGGCUAUCAGGAUGGCAUGGAUCUAGGGUUGGCCAAUAAUAACUACAAUAAUAACAGAGACAGCCAUUUACCAGAAUGGCAUCGUCCAGAAGAAAUGGUCAGUAAGGAUCCAGUGGUUAGAAAGUUAAACUUUGAGGAUACAAGCUUAUUCAAAAGUGUCCAGGCUAGUCCUGAUCUGGAAAGAACACUAAAUUUCGGUCAAGAUGAAGUUGAGAUUUCUCACAAUGGGGAAAUGGAACUUAGGUCAGAACUCUUGCAUAAAACAUCAUGUGCUAGAGAUAUGAGCUAUAAUUUCCAAAACUUUGAAGAGUUGCCAGACAUUGAUUACGCUGACUAUAUUUUACUAACUAAAAAUGUUAACAGCUCGGAACUUUUGGAAUCUAACCAUCCAAAUCUAGCCGACUACUUCAAUGACAUUUCUACUAUUGUUGUUGACUCUGAUGAAGAAGGUGGCAUUAUAAAUAACAGGACAGAAAAUGUCAUGUGUUUAGUUGACAGAGUUGAGAACAGCUCCUGCCCAGAAACUGUAAAAAAAAAAGAUGAAAAGAUAAACUCCAAAGAAAAUCUUCUGAAACAAAAAUUAUCAGUUGACCUUGAAAAUCAUCUAGAUACUUUGCCAAUGGAUGAAUUUACUUUAUUUAAUCCCUAUAGGUCUACUCAUUGCGACAAAGAUUGGUCUAAAAAUGCUCCGAAAAAUGGGGGGAAUGUAGUCUUUCAUAAAUGGCCCGAAAUUUAUGAGAAAUUAGCUGAUCAGUUACCAGCAGUGGAAGGAAGUUUUACAGUGAAAUCUAUCCAGAAUGAAAAUCAGAAAAGCGUGUAUUCUUGUUUAGAUAAUUUGAUUGAUAAAAAUGAUUGUGUGGAAAACCAGAUGUCUGAAAAGGAUUCUGAAUACUCUAGCCAACAUUUGAUAUGUGCCAAAAGGAAGAAUGAAUCAUCUGUAGCUUAUGAUCAAUCAUGUCCGCCUGGGGGUUUGCUUCAAGUUCUUCAGGCUACUGGGUUUAAUAGCCAACCCCCACAACCCUGUGAUAUGCAGGGGGACUUUUCCAAUUCUUUAUCUGAAGUCAGAAGCAUCAUUGUUGAUGAAAGCAGUAGCUCUGCAUGUAACCAGUUACAAGAAGUAGGUACCAAAGUCCCUGAUUGGCUUGAUGAGGAAGUGUUAGGAAUACCUGAAAAUCUGUUUAAUGAAAGCAUACCAAGCCCUGAUGGACAAGAAAUCCAAGACAUUUCUGAAACACUUUGGGAGGAUAAUGUCAGGCCACAGUUAUCACCUGCGACAAGGCUGUACAGGUUACUGAUUCAGUCCCAAGAAAUGAUUAACUUGCUAGAACAUUCCCCUGCCAUCCCUGAAUCUGUUCAAAUAGAGGUUUCAACGUCACACAAGCAGCCCUGAGCUCCUGGUGCUAGGAAAUGUGUGCCAAUGUCCCCUCGCAUUCAAGAGAGUAUCAUCUUCAGCAUUUGUAUACUUCGCCACAAACUCCGUUCCUCAGUGCAUUGAGCUUGUCUGCCCCCUUGUAAUAAACUCAUCAAACAGCAA
This is a messenger RNA of Biomphalaria glabrata, 7992 nucleotides long. RefSeq lists its product as uncharacterized. NCBI's taxonomy places the organism in Eukaryota, Metazoa, Mollusca, Gastropoda, Planorbidae. The transcript has 17 exons. The coding region runs from base 166 to 7848 and encodes 2560 amino acids. The record is from RefSeq and is a predicted model, not a curated record.